UAGAAAUUUAUUACCUUUCUUGGCGAUUGCAAUUUAAACGCUCGGUUUAAAUUCGUUCGCUACAAUUUUGUAUUAGCUAUUGCUGACGCUAAAAUGACAUCAAAUUUAAGAACUGAAGGUGCUGAACAAUCGAAUGAUGAUGUGAAGUUGGAAGAAAACCCGGUCAAGACUUCAAGGCCAAGUCUAGCCACUAUUCCAUUACGAUCAGUUAUGUUAUUUUUGGCAGCAACCGUUCUUACUGCGAUACUAAUUGAGCUGCUGCCGCAUUACAAACGCUAUUCCAACAAGGAAAAUUCAAUUAAUGAGACAAAUAUUACGGAUUCGCGUUAUCCAACGUAUGCAAUUUACAGCCAAGAUCCCGUAGAGGAUCACUUGGUGCACGUGGUGCAUGUGCUGCAUAAAUUCGGCUAUAAACGGGUUCAAUUCGAAGAAGGCGGUUGGGAUCUCUUGUGGGCCCAUGAUUAUCCCUUUCGCGUACUGCCAAAUCUGAAGAAUCUUGCUACCGAUCAGUUGGUCAAUCAUUUUCCAGGCUGUGGAUAUCUGACGAACAAAGUGGAUCUCUGUACGACUCGUUUACCAUUUCUGCCACGCGCCUUCCGUCUUCCCCAACAGCGGGAUGAGUUCUUGGAGUACGCUGAAGCUAAUCCGGAAGCGCUCUUCGUGCAAAAACACAAUGAACAUCGACAUAUCAAAGUGCGACCACCAACUGAGAUUGCCUUCAACUCGAAUGAUUCGUUUGUGCAGGAAUUCAUACAGAAACCCUUCCUGGUUGAUGGCCAUAAGUUCGAUAUUGGCAUUUAUGUUGUCAUCACAUCCAUCCAUCCAUUACGCGCUUAUAUCUACACUGGAGAUGUGCUCUUCCGCUACUGUCCUGUCAAAUAUUAUCCCUUCGAUGCCGACAAUCUGGAUAAGUAUGUAGUAGGCGACAAUUACUUGCCCACCUGGGAAGUACCCUCGUUGGGAAAGUAUUACAACAGUUAUGGCGGCAGCAUGCGUAGCGCCUUUGAGGCUUAUGUGCGAGAUCAAUCCAUGGAUCCAUCGAUAAUAUGGCCACAAGUUGAGCACAUUAUACGUUCAACACUCUUGGCCAAAGAGCAAGAUAUUGUUAGCUCUUUGCGCACAUAUAAAACACACAAUUUUUUCGACCUGUUGCGCUUUGAUCUCUUCAUCGAUGAGAACCUUAAGGUUUAUCUGAUGGAAGCCAAUAUGUCGCCGAAUCUUUCGUCGGCUCACUUCAAGCCAAACUCCUUGCUUUACGAACAAGUGAUAUAUAGUGUCUUCAAUCUCGUGGGCAUUCUUCCAGUGGCUGAAACAGGAGUUAGUCGAAACAUACCUUCUGAGAUGGUAACUGCCGACAAGAAUUUGGUCACUGACCUCAACAAAUGUGCAAAGUAUAAUUGCGACAAGUCGUGCAAUAGAGACGAAUGUGAUUUGUGUUUACCUUGCCUAAGUGGCUCACAAUAUGACUGGCUGAAGCGAGCACACGAAGAGCAUCUGCAUCGCGUUGAUAUGAAGCGCAUUUUCCCAAAGCCCAUACUGGACAUGAAUUCUUUUGAUAUUGACAGCGAGACCAAAAACAUGUCGAAGCGCAAUGAAUGGAUAACUCGUUGGUUUUACAAUAAAUGCGCAUACGAUCGCACCUGGUGCACGUGAUAACAAAAACCAUUUAAACACUUCAUCAUUAACACAACACAUUAUAAUGUAUGUAUCACAAAUCUCUUUAAAAGUUUUCAUACAAAAAUUAGAAUCUAUGUUGAGGCCAUUUAGACAAUACUUGGGAACGUUUUUAACUGUUCGCUAGUCUGUUUUCCGUCCGCAAGUGCUCAUCUUCAAGAUACUUUUAGCAUACAGUUUAAACGAAUGUUCAAUAUUUAUUUAAAUCAAUUUCUAUGUGGGCCUAGGACAUUAAAUGUUAUGUCUACAUAGUAUAAUGCGAAUAUGUCUCUUUUUCUAUUUUUUUUUUCCUUUUUUAAGACAAUUAAAUUCGUCUGUUCGUUGAAUUUUUGAAAGUGGGCUUUUAGUAUUUUGUUUUCAAUUAGAGGCUUCAUUUUAUGUUGUUAAGCUGAUUUAAGGAAUGUAUCCAAUGUAUACUUAACUUAACCCAUGAAACGUUUACUGCUAAUAUUCGUUAGCAUUAUGAGAAUGAUGACGAAAUAGAGUCGUUAAAUACGGUGCAAGACACAGUUAGUUUGGGGAUCAAGACAUUCAUCUCUUUUUUCUGAAUAGUUUUUUAGUAUGCAGUUAAACACUGCAUUUUAGGGGAUAGUUAAUCAUCGCAAUCGUAUACAUAACUUAUAAGAUUUAACUCUAAAAGUGGUGCCUUAACAUGCUACUAAGUGGAUACUAGUACAAUUAUUAUAUUUAUCUAAUUAUUACUAAUAAUUU
This is a messenger RNA of Drosophila albomicans, 2385 nucleotides long. RefSeq names its product probable tubulin polyglutamylase ttll-15 (gene TTLL15). NCBI's taxonomy places the organism in Eukaryota, Metazoa, Arthropoda, Insecta, Diptera, Drosophilidae. Gene Ontology annotation, biological process: protein modification process. The transcript has 4 exons. The coding region runs from base 94 to 1653 and encodes 519 amino acids. The record is from RefSeq and is a predicted model, not a curated record.